Amoebophrya sp. A120 is the source of this 329-nucleotide messenger RNA. The record is from the annotation of a GenBank genome assembly. NCBI's taxonomy places the organism in Eukaryota, Dinophyceae, Syndiniales, Amoebophryaceae.
AUGAUUUUGAACCAUGAUCGUGCCUCCACCUUCUGCAGUGGCGCAGCAUUUUUCGGUUUUCUGGGUGGAGAUGGUGGACGACGUCGACGAGAUGUCACCUUUGUUAAAACACGAUCUAUCGUUGUACGUGAGCCAGCAGCUCUAGAUAUUUUAUGGGGAGGGCUAGCUGAGCAGGAUAGAGAGUCUCGAUUUCGGUAUCUGUUUGCGUAUCGCGGUUUUACAGCGUUAGCGCUCGUUGUUCGAUUGGCUAAAGCAACACACAAAACCAAACAGAUUCCACAGUUGGGGCAAAGGAUGGGGUAGUGGAGUAGGUAGCUUAGAUGUCCACU